AUAUAAUAUAUGAAUAUAAUAUAUUAAAGUAAUGUUACCAAUUUCGUAUUGUAUCGAUCGGCACGGUCGAUACAUACUGGUUUUUUGUAUUGACCGAAAUGGUAUAAUAUGAAGAUCUAUUUUAGUCAAAAUCUGGGUGAUUUGGUCAAAAUUUAGGUGAUUCGAUCAAAAUCUGAGAUAUCGGUCGAAAUUUCAAUGUACCAACCGAUACACGAAAAUUUCAACUAAUACACACUAUGACAAAUUAAAAAGAAAGAAAAAGAAAAAGAAAAAGAAGGGAUUCCCUAGCCCAAAACAAUGUCGUUUUGGGCUAGGGGCUUCUUAAUCUUAAUUCUACAAUUGCAAUUUCAGAUUACACGCCUUGUCGUCCUCGAUCCUCGAGUCCUGGACACUCCUCGCCAGUGGUGCAGGCCUGCAGCUGCUGCUCCUUCUCUUGUUGCACAAACCUUGCAAGCUAGAUCUUGGAUCUCGGAGGGCGAUUCACAGGCUAAGGGCUCUAAUUUCAUAUUUCAAUUUCUGUAGUUUUAGAAUUAUUGUAGCUUCGAGUUUCGCCGGUGGUAGUAGCCGUGGCAAAGGAUCUGGUGAAUAUAUGGGGAGAUAGAGAGGGAAGACCGUGGAUUUGGGAGGAUAGUCUCUAAAGGGUUGAUAUCGUUAUUUCCUAAGACUCUCCUCGCAAUGUUUUUAGUACUUGGGGUGAGAAGCAUUGUCCCUUGACAGAAACAAUGGACAGAAACAAUUGAAGAACCCCUUGUGAUGAAGCCGUUGAGUGUCUAUUUUUAAAAUUGUAAUAAUAGAUGACAAAUACAAUU
Messenger RNA from Rubroshorea leprosula, 809 nucleotides. The record is from the annotation of a GenBank genome assembly. NCBI's taxonomy places the organism in Eukaryota, Viridiplantae, Streptophyta, Magnoliopsida, Malvales, Dipterocarpaceae.